This is a messenger RNA of Lineus longissimus, 1542 nucleotides long. RefSeq names its product sideroflexin-5-like. Bases 77 to 1090 code for a protein of 337 amino acids. Gene Ontology annotation, cellular component: mitochondrial inner membrane. Gene Ontology annotation, biological process: mitochondrial transmembrane transport; monoatomic ion transport. The record is from RefSeq and is a predicted model, not a curated record. Gene Ontology annotation, molecular function: monoatomic ion transmembrane transporter activity. NCBI's taxonomy places the organism in Eukaryota, Metazoa, Nemertea, Pilidiophora, Heteronemertea, Lineidae. The transcript is spliced from 9 exons.
UAAAAUUUUGUACAACAUUAACAAACUAGGAACUUUGAUAUCAUUUCAAAUCAAAAUUAAUGCACGAGAGAAUGAAAUGAGCGCGGAUUGUGAAAUAUCAGUUGCGAUCCCGGGCCAAGACCCCAAAUGGCCGCCAUUCCGACCUGGCACUCCACGCUACGAUCAGACCACAUUCUAUGGACGACUGAGGCAUUUCAUCGACGUCACAGACCCGACCACACUCUUCACCUCUCAGGCAAAGUUAGACAAAUCCCUCAAAUUAAUCGACGACUUCAAGCAAGGUACCUUGGACUCGAGCGUCACAAACGAAGAGCUAUGGCGGGCGCAGAAGAUCAAGACAGCUAUGAUACACCCCGAUACGGGCAAGAAGAUAUUCAUAGCAUUCAGGAUGUCUGGCUAUGCUUGGUUCGGUUCACCCAUUGCCACAGCCAUACUCGUACCUGGUCUCACACUGCCACAAACAGUAUUUUGGCAGUGGAUGAACCAAACCAAGAAUGCGUGCGUGAACUUUGCAAAUAGGAACGCAUCAAAGCCCACACCGAUGAAGCGGUUCCUCCUUGGGUACACGGGCGCGAUCACCACCUCCUGUUCAAUAGCGGUUGGGCUGACAGUGCUGAUCCGACGGGCCAACAGUUGGAGUUAUGCCAAGAAGAUGUUGGUGCAGAAAUUCGUGCCAUUCCCUGCAGUCACCUGUGCAAGUGUUUGCAAUGUCCUUUUAAUGAGAAAUAACGAACUAUUCGAAGGUGUUGCAGUGUUUAAAAAGAAUGGAGAAGUCAUCGGUGUUUCAAAGAAGGCUGCCAGACAAGGCUUAGAAAAGACUGCCAUCAGCCGAGCUGUCCUUGCUGCACCGGUUUUACUUGUACCUCCUAUAGGAAUGGCUCUUCUAGAAAAGACGUCCUUGCUCAAGCGGCGGCCGCGGUUCCAUCUUGCCUUCAACGCCUUCUUCGUAACCUUCGCAUUUGCUGCAGCAUUACCGGUAUCCCUGGCGCUAUUUCCACAAAUAUCCAAGAUUCAUAGAAGUUCGCUCGAACAAGAAAUCCAGCAAUCUGCUGGUGAUGAGGAAGUUCUAUAUUUCAACAAGGGGCUCUAGUGCAAUUAUUUCUCAUGAAUCAAAGGCCAACUUACGGUAGCUGGGAAAGACCACUCAUAAGGGCCGUUUAGACGACAGGCGAAAAGACCGCAUUCGGAUCGAAUCUGGAUGAAUCCGGAUUAAAACCACCCAAGGCGAUGGUACCUUUUUAGUCCGGAUGCAACCACAUUGAUCCGGAUCUUUUUGCGUUUACACGACGAAAAAUUAAUCCGGAUUCGGGACGCAUCCGGAUUUUUUCGCGUCGUCUAAACGGCCCUUAUAGAAUCAUUUUUCAGCUCACCGGUAGUGGAUGACGAAUCCGAGCCUCUUAUUUCUUUAUGACCUUGCUUGAGUAAAUUAUACAAUGUAUAGUUAUUAAGAUGGUGUCUGUAUCCGUAUUACUAAUAUUUUUACCUCAGUGCUCAUCUUUAGUCUGUGAUUGUUGUUAAAAGAUUUGUGUCAAAAUAAAUUGA